Molecule: messenger RNA, 1651 nt
Organism: Hermetia illucens (black soldier fly)
Lineage: Eukaryota; Metazoa; Arthropoda; Insecta; Diptera; Stratiomyidae
Gene: Ppox
Product: protoporphyrinogen oxidase
Exons: 1
Coding region: 102-1532 (476 amino acids)
Biological process (GO): heme biosynthetic process
Cellular component (GO): mitochondrial inner membrane
Molecular function (GO): protoporphyrinogen oxidase activity, oxygen as acceptor
Source: RefSeq, a predicted model, not a curated record
AAUUCGGCAUAUCUGACGCACCCCUGGGGUUAUCGUGUUGUGGUCUUAGGCGUUUGUUAAUACUAAAUGUUUUCUUAAAAUUCAUUCGUUAUUUUUGUAAAAUGCCAAUUGUACUCGGCGGAGGACUAAGUGGACUAUCAGCCGCUUAUUAUCUUUCAAAACGUUACAUUCAGCCGGUGACGGUGGUGGAAGCCUCGAAACGAUUAGGCGGUUGGGUGAAGUCGGAGCCGGAUCCCGAAAAAGGGUUCAUUUUCGAAGCAGGACCGCGAACAAUCAGACCAAAAGGGCCGGCUGCUGCAAACACACUAGAACUAUUGGAAGAUCUCGGUCUAGAGAAUGAAAUUCAACCAAUAUACCCACAUCAUCCGGCGGCAAGAGUACGGAUGAUCUACGCAAGGAAUAGAUUGCAUGUCCUUCCUUCUAGUUUAGGAGGAGUUAUGAAGCAAACAUCUCUAUUCAAAGAACCUUUAAUAAACAGCGUAUUCCAUGAUUUAAAGGCUCCGCGAUCUUCACAACUUCUGGAUGAUGAGCCGAUAUACGAUUUCGUGUCGAGACGUUUUGGAAACGACGUCGCACAAUACGCAAUCAGUCCAAUGAUUUGCGGAAUCUGCGCUGGUGACGCAAAAGAAAUCAGCGUUCGAUUUCUGAUGAAUGAUCUUUUCGAAAAAGAGCAAAAAUACGGAGGCGUAAUCAAAGGUAUGUUACUGGGAUCACUAUUCGGAAAACGGAAAUCUCCAGAUGAAAGCCUUAAAAAGGCGCAAAAUAGCAACUUGGCAAAACGGGCAAAGGAAGAAGGCUGGAGCAUAUAUUCCUUAAAGGGAGGACUUGAGCAGUUUCCCCGCGCACUUGCCGGAAAGCUAGUGGAAAACAACGUUGAAAUCAAGACAAACGCGGAGUGCAAAAAGCUGAAGUUUUACAAUGAUCGUGCUGUCGUGAACAUCAGCGGCAAUGAACAUGAAACAGAUCAUGUUAUAAGUGCCUUGCCGAGCCACAAACUGGCGAAUCUUGUUCAACAAGAGCAUCCAUCCCUGGCAUGCAUGCUACGGAGCAUCCCCUACGUGACUGUGGCAGUUGUUAAUGUACAAUAUGACCUGUGCGAUCUUCUCGAAGAUGAGGCGUUUGGCUUUCUUGUGCCGCCCAGUGAAAACCUUCCAAUUUUAGGAGUAAUUUUUGAUAGUUGCUGUUUCAAUAUGAAUCGGAAAACUGUCCUGACCGUGAUGAUGGGCGGCCGGUGGUUCCAUGAACAUUUCGGAUUGAAGCCGUCAACAAAAGACAUUCUUAAGACAGCUUUGAAGCAUUUGAAAAACAUUUUAAAAAUCGAGGAGACUCCUUCGAAAACCGCUGUGCGGAUCCUGGAAGACUGCAUUCCACAGUACACGGUUGGGCAUACUGCUCGGGUGGAGAACAUCCGGAACUAUAUUGAACGGAAUGGAUUGCCUUUAGCCGUUUGUGGGGCAGCUUACGACGGAGUUGGAGUUAAUGAUGUGAUAUUGUCUGCAAGGCGGACGGUAGAGUCACUUACACAAUGUUAACGUGGAAUUUGUAAGGACGAAAAUUACAUAUUAGACUAGACUGAUUUAUUAUUUAUAAUGAUUUUGUAAAGAAUUUAUAUGUGGCAUAGGUAACCAAUUAAAAAAACUGUUAAACCAUU